Fonsecaea nubica is the source of this 981-nucleotide messenger RNA. RefSeq lists its product as hypothetical. The transcript is spliced from 2 exons. Gene Ontology annotation, molecular function: 2,4-dienoyl-CoA reductase (NADPH) activity. The coding region runs from base 1 to 981 and encodes 326 amino acids. Gene Ontology annotation, biological process: fatty acid catabolic process. The record is from RefSeq and is a predicted model, not a curated record. Lineage: Eukaryota; Fungi; Ascomycota; Eurotiomycetes; Chaetothyriales; Herpotrichiellaceae.
AUGCCGCUCCCGAAGCACGAGUAUGUCUCCUCUGUAUGGCAGCCCGACCUGUUCCGUGGCAAGGUCGUCUUCUGCACCGGCGGCAACGGAUCCAUCUGUUCCGCGCAGGUGCGUGCCCUCGUCCACUUGGGCGCCAACGCUUGCAUCGUCGGGCGGAAUGUCGAGAAGACAGUCUCGGUGGCCAAAGACCUGGAGACGGCGCGUGGGGGAAGCAAAGUCCUGGGGAUCGGCGGUGUGGAUGUCCGGGACGUUCAGAGCCUGGGCAAGGCGGUCGACGAGUGUGUCAAGGUGCUCGGCGGCAUUGACUUUCUAAUUGCUGGGGCUGCGGGCAACUUCCUGGCUCCCCUCGCCCAACUCUCCCCUAACGCCUUCAAGACCGUCAUGGACAUUGAUAUCCUGGGUUCCUACAACAUCACCAAGCUCUGCCUCCCCCACCUCGUCGCCUCUGCCAAGAAGUACAACUCGUCGUCCUCCCUUCCGAAAUCAGAUUCUUCAGGGCCGGGCGGCCGGAUCAUCUAUGUGUCCGCGACGAUCCACUACACCGGCUUGCCCAUGCAAACCCACGUCGCAGUUGCAAAAGCAGGUGUUGACGCCCUCUCCGCAAACGUGGCGAUAGAAUACGGUCCCCUCGGCGUCACCAGUAACAUUAUCGCUCCAGGUCCGAUUGCAGGCACGGAAGGAAUGGACCGACUUUCCCAAGAACACAAGAGACGAGAUGAUCAGACGGGAGCAAAGGUGGGGCGCAAAAUCCCAUUGGGACGAUGGGGAACAAUCAAGGAAAUUGCAGACGCGACGGUAUAUUUGUUCAGCGACGCGGCAAAUUAUGUCACGGGGGACAGAUUGGUUGUCGAUGGUGGCGCAUGGCACACGUUCUCCGGAUCACCUGGAUCGGAUUUUGAGUAUCCAGACUUCAUCCUGAGUGGCAAGGAGGUUACAGGUGUGGGUGGCUCGAAGAAAAAGAAUUCGGGAUCGAAGCUGUAA